AUGUAUGGGUCAGGAUUUUUUUUAUCCCGAGUCGAAAACCACAUCGCGAGGAAACCUAUAGGGUUUACCAGAAGACAACACGAAAAUCCAGCUGAGGAAACUUCCAACACUACUACUGCCACUAAUUCGACGACAGUGCCAGAUAUCCUUAAACAGGAAGUAGUUGAAUUUUCCCCUGACCAUGCAUUUUACAUUAAUCCUCUCUUGUCAUCAGGACAUACACAAACUGCUUAUUCAGCCAUAAAUAAAUUUGAUAAAGUGCAUCAAGUUUAUUACAAGAGACAAAUUAUAAAUGUUGAAGACAAGACAUAUACUGUACCUGAUGGUGACCGUGUCAAAUAUGAUCAGUGGAAGGGCCAAUCUACCGUUGCUAUUGAUUAUGCAUUUAAUAAAGACAACUUUGACCAUGAUGCUAACCAUUUACAAUAUAAGCCAUCGCAUCAAGGCGACAAAUUACCACCAAGAACCGAGUUUAAAAACCCGGAUCAAGAAUUUAUCAAUGAUUCUGAUGAUAAGCCAUUGUUGAUUGCAUUGCAUGGAUUAUCGGGUGGAUCAUACGAAGCAUACAUUAGAGCAGUUAUGGAGAAAGCAGUCGAUGCUCCAUACAAUUUUGAUGCUAUAGUGUUAAACUCACGUGGGUGCGCCUGGCAUACUAUAACUAGUCCUCAAUUAUACAAUGGGCUAUGGACCAAUGAUUUACGAUACUUCAUCAAUGAAUUUGUCACCAAAAAGUGGCCCAACAAGCGCAUUUACUUGAUUGGGUUUUCACUUGGUGGCGCUAUAUUGGCCAACUAUUUGGGCCAAGAAGCUGAUACAGUGUCUCCACAAAUUAAGGGAGCAGCAAUGUUUGGUACUCCAUGGGAUUUCCCUGAUGGUGCCUAUCAUUUGCGCGAUAGUAUUAUUGGCAAUCAAGUUUAUUCACCAACAAUGUGUCAAAAUUUAUUAAAACUAUUGACCCGUCAAGGUGAUUUAAUGAGCGAAUCACAUGAUGUGAUUAAGCAAUAUAAACAAGAUCCGACCCAAUUCCAAUUGAAGUUUUUAAGAGAUUUUGAUGAUUAUUUUACUAGUCGAUUAUUUGGGUUGAAUUCAGCUAAUGAGUAUUAUCGAUUAGCAUCACCCAUACAACGAUUAAUGAAGAUUAGAGUGCCUACUUUGAUCAUUAGUUCUAAAGAUGAUCCUAUAACGGGGUCUAGAUCAUUACCUUACUCAGAAACAGAGUUGAAUCCAUAUGUGACCAUGGUGACUACGACAACUGGUGGCCAUUUAGGAUGGUUUACUUGGAAUGGAGGUAGAUGGUAUACGUCCCCCAUAUGUCAGUUUUUCAAUGAGUUACAUAAAUGGGAUGUUGAUCUGAGUAGUAUAGAUAAGGAUGUUGAUUUACCAUUUGAUAUUUCACGUAGUUGGAAAUAUGACAGAUUGGUGGAUCAUAUGUUGGUGGAUUGA
This is a messenger RNA of Lodderomyces margitis, 1443 nucleotides long. RefSeq names its product putative carboxylic ester hydrolase. The transcript has a single exon. Gene Ontology annotation, molecular function: acetylesterase activity; monoacylglycerol lipase activity. NCBI's taxonomy places the organism in Eukaryota, Fungi, Ascomycota, Pichiomycetes, Serinales, Debaryomycetaceae. The record is from RefSeq and is a predicted model, not a curated record. The coding region runs from base 1 to 1443 and encodes 480 amino acids. Gene Ontology annotation, biological process: medium-chain fatty acid biosynthetic process; medium-chain fatty acid catabolic process.